Chanos chanos (milkfish) is the source of this 1976-nucleotide messenger RNA. It is a transcript of the gene cdc23, whose product is annotated as CDC23 (cell division cycle 23, yeast, homolog). Gene Ontology annotation, biological process: protein ubiquitination; positive regulation of mitotic metaphase/anaphase transition; anaphase-promoting complex-dependent catabolic process. Gene Ontology annotation, cellular component: anaphase-promoting complex. NCBI's taxonomy places the organism in Eukaryota, Metazoa, Chordata, Actinopteri, Gonorynchiformes, Chanidae. The record is from RefSeq and is a predicted model, not a curated record. Gene Ontology annotation, molecular function: protein binding. The transcript has 16 exons. The coding region runs from base 1 to 1740 and encodes 579 amino acids.
AUGGCGGCGACCUGUAGUAGUGAUUUCGGGGACUUGGUGCAAAUUAAAAAGCAACUUAUUACUAUUAUAUCGCAGUGCCGAGACAGAGGACUGGUACAUAGCGUGAAGUGGGCGUCUGAACUAGCAUUUGCACUGGAUCCCCUUCCCUUGAAUGAACUACCCCCACCACAGGAGCUAACUGAGGAGGAUGCUCAGGAUCUCGACGCUCUCUGUCUGGCUAAAUCGUACUUUGAUUUAAAAGAGUAUGAUCGGGCAGCGUACUUUCUUCGCGGUUGCCGCAGCCAGAAAGCGUAUUUCUUAUAUAUGUAUUCCCGCUACCUGUCUGGCGAGAAGAAAAAAGAUGACGAGACAGUGGACAGUCUGGGGCCCCUGGAGAAAGGUCAGGUCCGUAACGAGGCACUCCGAGAGCUGCGUGUCGAACUGAGCAAAAAGCACAGUGCAGGAGAGUUGGACGGAUUCUCCCUCUAUCUAUAUGGGGUGGUUCUACGGAAGCUGGACUUACUAAAGGAGGCUGUGGACGUGUUUGUAGCUGCGACUCACGCUCUCCCUCUGCACUGGGGAGCCUGGCUGGAGCUCUGUAACCUGGUGACCAACACUGAAAUGCUGAAGUCUCUGUCUCUGCCUGACUGCUGGGUGCGAGACUUCUUCAUGGCUCACAUGUACACAGAACUGCAGAUGAUCAAAGAGGCCCUGCAGAAGUACCAGAGCCUGAUGGAGGCUGGCUUUUCCAAGAGCACCUACAUCAUCUCCCAGAUCGCCGUCGCCUACCACAACAUCCGCGACAUUGACCAAGCCCUUGCUCUGUUUAACGAACUGAGGGAACAGGACCCGUUCCGCAUCGAGAACAUGGACACGUUCUCCAACCUCCUCUAUGUCAGGAGCAUGAAGCCGGAGCUCAGUUACCUGGCACACAACCUGGUGGAGAUCGACAAAUACAGGGUGGAGACGUGUUGUGUCAUUGGAAACUAUUACAGUUUGCGUUCCCAGCAUGAGAAAGCAGCGCUGUAUUUCCAGAGGGCUCUGAAACUGAAUCCACGCUGUCUGGGAGCCUGGACUCUGAUGGGCCACGAGUACAUGGAGAUGAAAAACACCUCAGCCGCCAUCCAGGCUUACAGACAUGCAAUCGAAGUGAACAAACGAGAUUACCGAGCGUGGUACGGCCUAGGACAGACUUACGAAAUCCUCAAAAUGCCCUUCUACUCUCUUUACUACUACCGCAAAGCCCAUCAGCUCAGACCCAAUGACUCCCGUAUGCUGGUCGCUCUGGGAGAAUGCUAUGAGAAACUCUCCCAGCAGGUCGAGGCCAAGAAGUGUUACUGGAGAGCGUAUUCUGUAGGUGAUGUGGAGAGAAUGGCUCUUCUCAAACUGGCAAAACUCCACGAGCAGCUGAAUGAGUCUGAUGACGCAGCGCAGUGUUACAUCAUUUACAUUCAGGACAUCUUCUCUUGUGGGGAGUUACUGGAGCAUGCGGAGGUGAGUACCGCCCUGAGAUACCUGGGCCAGUACUACUUCAAAAGCAAACUCUACGACGAAGCUUCACUCUGUGCUCAGCGCUGCUGUGACUACAACGACGCUCGAGAGGAGGGCAAGGCCCUGUUAAGGCAGAUCUCGGCGGUGCGGGAGCAGGGAGAAGCCUCCUCCACAGACCUGUCGUUACCCUGUGUCUUUAACCCGCUGUCCAACAACACCACGCCCGUCAGAAGAGUCUCUCCUCUGGACUUGUCCUCCGUCACACCCUAACACACGCACACUUGGCUUGGAUGUGCAAUCAAAAGUGAUCGACAACUCAGACACUUACAAUGUUGUUUUUUUAAAAGACUUUUCUAUACAUCAUCAUCAGUGCAUAUUGAAAACACAUCACAAUAAAUCAAACCGUGGCAAGUUUGAUUCUUGCUCAGUGCUACUGCCUGAAUACCUUUCUUUCCCUGUAUAACAAGUUAUUCCAAAGAAUGAAUAUAAUUUCUUGUCAUCGUCAC